Molecule: messenger RNA, 2136 nt
Organism: Leucoraja erinaceus (little skate)
Lineage: Eukaryota; Metazoa; Chordata; Chondrichthyes; Rajiformes; Rajidae
Product: zinc finger protein 628-like
Source: RefSeq, a predicted model, not a curated record
GACGUCAGGGCGCGGUGACGUCAGUCGGCGGCAACGAGCAGCAGCAGCAGCAGAGACGGAGUGACGAAUGAGUCGAAUGUGGAAAUGGCGGAUAGCGAGACGGGCAGCAGGCCGCAGCGCGUCGAACAGCCGUACGAAUGCCUGGAGUGCGGAAAGAGCUUCAAGUGGUCCUCCCGCCUGACUCACCACCAGCGGAGUCACACGGGGGAGCGCCCCUACAAGUGCUCGGAGUGCGGCAAGGCCUUCAAGGGUUCGUCCGCCCUCCUGUACCACCAGCGGGGCCACACGGGGGAGCGCCCCUACAAGUGCUCGGAGUGCGGCAAGGCCUUCAAGCGCUCCUCCCUGCUGGCGGUCCACCAGAGCGUCCACACGGGCUUCCGGGCCUUCAAGUGCGGCCUGUGCCCGCUGAGCUUCAAGUGGUCGUCCCACUACCAGUACCACAUGCGGCAGCACUCGGGCGAGCGGCCCUACGCCUGCGGUGAAUGCGGCAAGACCUUCAAGAACUCCUCCAGCCUGUCCCGGCACCGGCACGUCCACACGGGCGAGAGGCCCUACCCGUGCCCGCUGUGCGGCAAGGCCUUCGCCCAGUCGGCCAACCUGAGGCAGCACCAGCGCACCCACACCGGGGAGCGGCCCUUCCGCUGCGAGGAGUGUGGCCGGGCCUUCACCCACUCCUCCAACCUGCUCCUCCACCGCCGCACCCACUCCACCCUGCCCUCCGCCCUGCCGCCCCCGCCCAGCCCCUCGGCUGCCUCUCCUGCCGGCUGGACUUCCUCGACGCCCCCUCCCUCCGGCUCCACCUCCGCUCCGGCACGUGCCAGGGGCAGCCGCCGACCCCGGCCCUCCCCCCGCCCCUUCCGCCGGUGCCCACGCCGCCUCCGCUGGCCCUGCCGCUCCCGCUCCACGAGACGGAGGCGGCCCUCUCCCUCUCGCUCUCCCCAGCCGAGGAGGGUGGUGCUGCAGGCCACCGAGACUGAGGUGGAGACGGUCCACCGCUGCGACGUGUGCCAGCGGGCCUUCAAGGCCCGCGCGGCCCUGUCCCGGCACCAGCGCUCCCACCGGGCCCACCCCCGGCCCGACAGCGCCCCCGGGGAGGGGCCCAACUCCCCGUGCCGCCCGCCGGAGGCCGAGGGAGAGAGGGCGGAGGCGGGAGGGGCCGGGGGGGGCCAGGGGGCGGCGGCGGAGGCGAGUGACAGGCCCUACAAGUGCUCGGAGUGCGACAAGGCCUUCAAGGGGUCAUCGGGGCUGCGCUACCACCAGCGGGGCCACACGGGGGAGCGCCCCUACAAGUGCUCGGAGUGCGGCAAGGCCUUCAAGCGCUCCUCCCUGCUGGCGGUCCACCAGAGCGUCCACACGGGCUUCCGGGCCUUCAAGUGCGGCCUGUGCCCGCUGAGCUUCAAGUGGUCGUCCCACUACCAGUACCACAUGCGGCAGCACUCCGGCGAGCGGCCCUACGCCUGCGGUGAAUGCGGCAAGACCUUCAAGAACUCCUCCAGCCUGUCCCGGCACCGGCACGUCCACACGGGCGAGCGGCCCUACCCGUGCCCGCUGUGCGGCAAGGCCUUUGCCCAGUCGGCCAACCUGAGGCAGCACCAGCGCACCCACACCGGCGAGAGGCCCUUCCGCUGCGAGGAGUGUGGCCGGGCCUUCACCCACUCCUCCAACCUGCUCCUCCACCGCCGCACCCACUCCACCCUGCGGCCCCACGCCUGCCACCGCUGCGGCAAGGCCUUCGCCGUCGCCUCCUACCUCCAGCGGCACCUGCGCACGCACGCUGGCGACCAGGGGCCCCCCUCUCCCCCUCCCUCCCCCGCCCCUUCCCCCUCCCUCCGCUCUCCACGCCCUCCACAUUGUCCACACGGUGCCCGCCCUCCCCCCCCUCCACUUGGUUCACACUUCCUGAGUACAUCCUGCCAUCCACCAGGGGGCAGUAGUUGGCGGGGGGGGGUGCAGUACCUCGUCCCAUCCACCAGGGGGCUGGUUGUUGGCAGGGGUGUAUGUGUAGUACCUCGUCCCAUCCACCAGGGGGCAGUAGUUUGGCGGGGGUGGGUGGGGGUGCAGUACCUUGUCCCAUCCACCCAGGGGGCGGCAGUUGGCGGGGGUGCAGUACCUUGUCCAUCCACCAUGGGGCGGUAG